CGGGCAGGUCCUUCAGGUGGGAGACUUUGCGGUGUUGGACAAAAAGAAGUUAGCAGCGGUAAUCUUGGUUUUGCUGUAGUGUUUUUUCAACGUUUUAAAUAUUUUUCUUCGUCGUCUCAACAAAGACGAUUCCCGAGUUAUAUUGUAUCUCUAAUAUAGUGUAGCUGAGGAGGCAUUAACUAGCCAAUCAUGAUAACAUCUGCUGCUGGAAUAAUUUCACUCCUUGAUGAGGAGGAACCCCAGCUCAAGGAGUUUGCUCUUCAUAAACUAGACUCCAUUGUAAAUGACUUCUGGGCUGAAAUUUCAGGAUCAGUGGACAAAAUUGAGGUGUUGUAUGAGGAUGAAACAUUUCGCAGCAGAGAAUUUGCUGCUCUGGUGGCUUCUAAGGUUUUUUACCACCUUGGAGCUUUCGAAGAAUCUCUGAACUAUGCUCUUGGUGCUGGAGAUCUCUUCAAUGUCACAGAUGACUCGGAGUAUGUUGAGACCAUAAUUGCCAAGUGCAUUGACCAUUACACCAAGCUGCGAGUGGAAAACGCUGAGCUGCCGGAGGAUGAGGAGAAGAAAACAAUCGAUCCUCGACUUGAGGGCAUUGUUAACAAGAUGUUCCUACGUUGCUUAGAUGACCACAAGUACAAGCAGGCCAUUGGUAUUGCCUUGGAGACCAGGCGACUCGACAUGUUUGAAAAGACUAUUUUGGACUCGAAUGAUGUGAGCACACUCCUUGCCUACAGCCUAAAGGUGUGCAUGUCCUUGAUGCAGAAUAAGAAGUUCCGUAAUGAGGUGCUACGGGUGCUGGUUAAGCUGUACAUGAACUUGGAGAAGCCUGAUUUCAUUAAUGUCUGUCAGUGCCUGAUAUUCCUGGAUGACCCACAGGCUGUGAGUGACAUUUUGGACAAGUUGGUGAAGGAAGACAACCUGCUGAUGGCCUACCAAAUCUGUUUUGACCUAUAUGAAAGUGCCAGCCAGCAGUUCCUCUCCUCUGUCAUCCAGAAUCUGAGGACUGUUGGCACACCUAUCCCUGCAGUUCCUGGUUCUACAAACACAGGCACUGUGCCCACUGCCGAAAAAGACAGCGAUGCAAUGGAGACUGAUGAGAAGGCCGGCAGCUCACCUGCUGGAAAGUCUGCAGAAAUGAAAGAUGAGCCCAAAGACCAGAAUGCCAAGAUGAUCAAAAUCCUUAGUGGGGAGAUGGCCAUUGAGCUGCACCUGCAGUUUCUAAUUCGAAAUAACAACACAGAUCUUAUGAUUCUCAAAAAUACAAAGGAUGCAGUUCGAAAUUCAGUGUGUCAUACAGCCACAGUCAUAGCUAAUUCUUUCAUGCACACUGGAACCACAAGUGACCAGUUCCUGAGAGAAAACUUGGAAUGGCUAGCAAGAGCCACCAACUGGGCAAAGUUCACAGCCACAGCUAGUUUGGGUGUCAUCCAUAAGGGUCAUGAGAAAGAGGCACUGCAGUUAAUGGCCACCUACUUGCCCAAAGACACCUCACCCGGAUCAGCCUACCAAGAAGGUGGAGGGCUUUAUGCAUUGGGACUUAUCCAUGCCAACCAUGGCGGGGAUAUUAUAGACUAUCUUCUCAGUCAGCUCAAGAAUGCCAGCAAUGAUAUUGUCCGUCAUGGUGGCGCUCUGGGCCUUGGUUUAGCUGCCUUGGGUACAGCCAGACAGGAUGUUUAUGACUUGCUCAAGUCCAACCUGUACCAGGAUGACGCAGUCACUGGUGAGGCUGCAGGCUUGGCUUUGGGUCUGGUCAUGCUGGGCUCCAAGUCGGCCCAGGCCAUCGAGGACAUGGUAGGCUAUGCUCAGGAGACGCAGCAUGAGAAGAUUUUGCGUGGUUUAGCUGUGGGUAUCGCCCUUGUCAUGUAUGGACGGAUGGAGGAAGCGGAUGCCCUAAUUGAGAGCCUCUGCAGAGACAAGGACCCCAUUCUGCGUCGCUCUGGAAUGUACACGGUGGGCAUGGCCUACUGUGGCUCUGGGAACAACAAGGCCAUUCGACGUCUGCUCCAUGUGGCUGUGAGCGACGUGAAUGAUGAUGUCAGAAGGGCUGCUGUCGAGUCCAUUGGCUUCAUCUUAUUCAGGACCCCCGAGCAGUGUCCUAGUGUGGUUUCGCUCCUGUCAGAAAGCUACAACCCUCAUGUUCGCUGUGGGGCAGCAAUGGCUCUGGGCAUCUGUUGUGCUGGGACAGGUAACAAGGAGGCCAUCAACUUGCUUGAGCCAAUGACCAAUGAUCCAGUAAACUAUGUGAGGCAGGGUGCACUCAUUGCCUCUGCUCUCAUUAUGAUCCAGCAAACUGAGGUCACCUGUCCUAAGGUUAAUCAGUUCAGGCAACUUUAUGCAAAGGUGAUCAAUGACAAACAUGAUGAUGUUAUGGCCAAAUUUGGUGCCAUCCUGGCCCAGGGAAUCCUCGAUGCAGGUGGGCGAAAUGUAACCAUCUCUCUGCAGUCCAGAACUGGUCAUACUCAUAUGCCAUCAGUUGUGGGUCUGCUGGUCUUUACUCAGUUCUGGUUCUGGUUCCCCCUCUCCCAUUUCCUGUCUUUGGCUUUUACACCCACAGCGAUUAUUGGCCUCAACAAGGAUCUUAAGAUGCCCAAGGUGCAGUACCGCUCCAACUGUAAGCCUUCCACCUUUGCCUACCCUCCAGCCUUGGAGGUUCCCAAGGAGAAGGAGAAGGAGAAGGUAUCCACUGCUGUUCUCUCCAUCACAGCCAAAGCCAAGAAGAAGGAGAAGGAAAAGAAAGAGAAAGAGGAGGAGAAGAUGGAAGUGGAGGUUCAGGAGGCUGAAAAAGAGAAGAAGGAUGAAGAAAAGGAGAAGGAGAAGAAAAAAGAGGCGGAGCCCAACUUCCAGCUCCUAGAGAACCCGGCCAGAGUGAUGCCAGCUCAGCUCAAAGUCCUGACCAUGCCUGAGACCUGCCGAUACCAGCCCUUCAAACCGCUGCACACAGGUGGAAUCAUCAUCAUGAAGGACACUAGCGAGGAGGAGGAGGAGCUGGUGGAGCCCGUCUCAGCUCAUGGCCCCAAAAUCGAGGAGGAAGAGCAGGAACCUGAACCGCCUGAACCUUUCGAGUACAUUGAUGAGUAGAAAUGUUGAGGCAUCAGAUGACAUGACGUCCCAGCAGGUCGUCCCCCAUCAGUGACUGUCUCACGUCCGUAUUCCUGUCUCACUUAGUGCUUUACACCCUUUGGAACAAUUUUUUUUUUUCUUUGUCCGUACAAUAAAAAUGGUCUUUGUUGGAAA
Thalassophryne amazonica is the source of this 3231-nucleotide messenger RNA. It is a transcript of the gene psmd1, whose product is annotated as proteasome 26S subunit, non-ATPase 1. Bases 190 to 3075 code for a protein of 961 amino acids. NCBI's taxonomy places the organism in Eukaryota, Metazoa, Chordata, Actinopteri, Batrachoidiformes, Batrachoididae. Gene Ontology annotation, biological process: regulation of protein catabolic process; proteasome-mediated ubiquitin-dependent protein catabolic process. Gene Ontology annotation, molecular function: enzyme regulator activity. Gene Ontology annotation, cellular component: proteasome complex; proteasome regulatory particle, base subcomplex; nucleus. The transcript has 25 exons. The record is from RefSeq and is a predicted model, not a curated record.